This is a messenger RNA of Exophiala xenobiotica, 1529 nucleotides long. Its product is annotated as lipoyl synthase, mitochondrial. The transcript has a single exon. NCBI's taxonomy places the organism in Eukaryota, Fungi, Ascomycota, Eurotiomycetes, Chaetothyriales, Herpotrichiellaceae. Gene Ontology annotation, biological process: lipoate biosynthetic process. Gene Ontology annotation, molecular function: lipoate synthase activity; 4 iron, 4 sulfur cluster binding. Bases 48 to 1307 code for a protein of 419 amino acids. The record is from RefSeq and is a predicted model, not a curated record. Gene Ontology annotation, cellular component: mitochondrion.
UCUACAGUCACGAUCCUCGCCAUCCGUCGACCACAAGAUCGAAGAAGAUGGCCGCUGCAGUCCCUCGUUAUCGUUGCAUCCACGGCCAUACGUGGUCUUCACCCUUUAAAGUCUUCCUACCGGCCACUACAACCUCUGCGGCUUCUCAGCGAGCGUUUGCCACAACCACUGACGACCUUCCCACCACCAAACCACGGGUACGACCUACCACUUUCGCCGAUAAGCUCAAUGCUGGCCCAGCAUUCUCAGACUUUGUCUCAGGCCGAGAACAGCCGUUAGACCCGUCCGAAGCAUAUGCGCUGAAGACUGCACUGGUGGGUCCAGAAGGAAAGAAGAAACAGAUCACCCGACUGCCCUCGUGGCUCAAGACGUCCAUUCCAGACACCUCAAAUUACAAGAAGAUAAAAAAUGACCUUCGAGGUCUCAAUUUACACACUGUGUGCGAAGAGGCUCGAUGUCCCAACAUCUCCGAAUGCUGGGGUGGGAGCAGCAAAUCCGCCGCAACAGCAACAAUCAUGCUGAUGGGUGAUACAUGCACACGAGGAUGCCGUUUUUGCAGUGUUAAAACUUCCAAAGCACCACCUCCUUUGGACCCACAUGAGCCGGAACAUACAGCUGAAGCCCUGUCUAGGUGGGGGUUGGGUUAUGUGGUUCUCACCAGCGUCGACCGAGAUGACUUGGCUGACGGCGGUGCUCACCACUUCGCCGAGACAGUCCGCAAGAUUAAGUCGAAAGCGCCGUCUAUACUUGUGGAGUGUUUGACGGGUGACUACGCUGGUGAUCUAGACAUGGUCAAGCUGGUCGCGACGUCAGGGCUGGACGUUUACGCGCACAACGUCGAGACGGUCGAGGCGCUGACACCUCAAGUUCGUGAUCGAAGGGCUACGUUCAGACAGUCUCUUAGUGUCUUGAAGGCAGCCAAAGCAGCGAGACCGGACCUGAUUACCAAGACAUCCAUAAUGCUCGGGCUAGGCGAAACCGAGUCACAGCUCUGGGAUGCACUAAGAGAACUGCGCGCGAUAAAUGUCGAUGUGGUGACUUUCGGACAGUACAUGCGACCAACAAAGCGACACAUGGCCGUACACGAAUAUGUCACACCAGAUGUAUUUGAGCAAUGGAGGGUCAGGGCGCUCGAGAUGGGGUUCCUCUACGUGGCCAGUGGACCUUUGGUUCGAAGCAGUUAUAAAGCUGGCGAGGCGUUUAUUGAGAACGUCCUGAAGAAGAGAAGAGCUGGAAGGGCGGAGACCGCCAAUGCGGAUAUUGCUGGCGAUAUACCUGUCAAGACGGUCAAGCUCGGGAAAGCGUGAACUGGUCUACUUUGUAUGAUUUUGAAUGAUGCCGGCUCUGGUUUUGAAGCACGUCCGCCUGUUGGCGAGUUUUGCUGGUUGCAUAGACAGAAUUGCAAUGAAGCGAAGUCAUUGUCAACCAAUGACUAAGAUACUCAGGUCAGGCCUAGGUUGUGUCUCUUGACUUUUCGCCCCAUUGACGCAACCGAAGUUUGAUGGUAUAUCAUGUUACUGCCAGGCCAA